Penicillium maclennaniae is the source of this 909-nucleotide messenger RNA. RefSeq lists its product as uncharacterized. Lineage: Eukaryota; Fungi; Ascomycota; Eurotiomycetes; Eurotiales; Aspergillaceae. Bases 1 to 909 code for a protein of 302 amino acids. The transcript has 4 exons. The record is from RefSeq and is a predicted model, not a curated record.
AUGUCUCUGACUAUCUCGGAGGACAACCCUUUUCAAGUCUUGAUUACAGAGACGAAUAACGAUGUGGCUGAAUUGCAAUCGCGCUACGAGAAACACCGAACUACUAGAAAUGAGCAACAGAGAGACAAGACCCUAAGGGAAGACUUUCCCGGCUGGACUGUGGAUAAUAUCCUUACGCGACUCGAUGGCGCCGCUAAAGAGGAAGGAUUUCUGGAUCCCCGCAAUUGCCUUGUCAUUUGGGCUAGGCCUCCUUCGCACAUCUGCGACCUGAUAUCUGCUGUGCAAACCGAAUUGAAGGCAGUUGCCCCAUCACUAUGGCUCAUGCCUCUCGAAAAUAUGCACACCACGGUCUUGGAAGUGGCUCAUUCUUUGACGGAAGCGCAAAUUGAAGACCUUGUCCAGACUCUCAAGUCUUCGACAAAGAUCACUCAAGCGCAGAUCGCAGAGCAUCCACUAAGUCACCGAUCCCGUCUUUUGAAGCCUAUGGUGAGCUUCGACUCAUCUGCCAUGGCGCUGAGCUUUGCGCCCGCCGCAGGUGAGGCUUCGACUGUGCAGUCCCAUGGCCAUGAUCAUCAAUAUACGUACCAUCAUCUCCGUCGGGAUAUAUUUGAAAAGGUUCGACAGACUGGUAUUCCCGUUGCCUCGCGCUACAUCGUUCCGUCGGCACAUAUCACUAUCGCUCGCUUCAUCACCCAGGAAGGGUUCCAGGUCACCGGAAAAGACUCCUCAGUACAAGUGGACCACUCCCGUGUGAAGCUGCUUGUUGAUAAAAUUACUGAUAUCAAUGAGAGAAUGAAAAGCAUGUACUGGCCUCAGCCUGAUGGCACUCAGCCUGAAGAGGGUGAAUGGGUGGUUGGGCAGAAUAAGCUGGUGAUUCGCAGGGACGACUUUGGUAUGGAGGAGAAUUAG